Oryctolagus cuniculus (rabbit) is the source of this 756-nucleotide messenger RNA. The record is from RefSeq and is a predicted model, not a curated record. Lineage: Eukaryota; Metazoa; Chordata; Mammalia; Lagomorpha; Leporidae.
AUGGAGGGUCGACAAGCACCCGCACACAGGUUUGCGCCUCUCACGGAGGUGGAGCUACACGUCCAGAAAGCCUUGCAGCAGCUGGCGGCAGAGCGGCAGACGAGCUGCGUGGCUGGACCUUCGGUGCCGGCUCAGGCAAAUCGUCUCCAGUGCCUCCACAUUCUACCCUGCCGUGCCCACCGUGCAGGCUGCACCCCGAACCCCCGUGCCCACCGUGCAGGCUGCACCCUGACCUCCUGUGCCCACCGUGCAGGCUGCGCCCUGACCCCCCGUGCCCACCGUGCAGGCUAUGCUCUGACCUCCUGUGCCCACCGUGCAGGCUGCGCCCGACCCCCCGUGCCCACCGUGCAGGCUGCACCCGACCCCCCGUGCCCACCGUGCAGGCUGCACCCGACCCCCCGUGCCCACCAUGCUGGCUGCGCCCCGACCCCCCGUGCCCACCGUGCAGGCUGCGCCCCGACCCCCCGUGCCCACCGUGCAGGCUGCACCCGACCCCCCGUGCCCACCGUGCAGGCUGCACCCCGACCCCCCGUGCCCACCAUGCUGGCUGCGCCCCGACCCCCCGUGCCCACCGUGCAGGCUGCACCCCGACCCCCCGUGCCCACCAUGCUGGCUGCGCCCCGACCCCCCGUGCCCACCGUGCAGGCUGCACCCCGACCCCCCGUGCCCACCGUGCAGGCUGCGCCCCGACCCCCCGUGCCCACCGUGCAGGCUGCACCCCGACCCCCCGUGCCCACCGUGCAGGCUGCACUCUGA